This is a messenger RNA of Mesorhabditis belari, 591 nucleotides long. Lineage: Eukaryota; Metazoa; Nematoda; Chromadorea; Rhabditida; Rhabditidae. The record is from the annotation of a GenBank genome assembly.
AUGGUCCCAUCGGUACCCUCUCACGCACUGCACAUUUUGGUGCCCAAUUUAACUACGAAACCCCGUGAGUACGUGAAGAUCUGUGGAGCCACACGGAGUGGAGCCACACGGAGUGGAGCCACACGGAGUGGAGCCACACGGAGUGGAGCCACACGGAGUGGAGCCACACGGAGUGGAGCCACACGGAGUGGAGCCACACGGAGUGGAGCCACACGGAGUGGAGCCACACGGAGUGGAGCCACACGGAGUGGAGCCACACGGAGUGGAGCCACACGGAGUGGAGCCACACGGAGUGGAGCCACACGGAGUGGAGCCACACGGAGUGGAGCCACACGGAGUGGAGCCACACGGAGUGGAGCCACACGGAGUCCAGAAUCGGCACUGCUCAGCGUGGAUCAUGUGGGCCAACUGGAACUACCCGAUAGACGUCCGAUCAAGGAGAGGCUCCAAUCCAUUUUCGAGCCACCAAUGAGUAGCGACGAAGAGAGUGUCACGAGAGAGAAAACCGAAGAAAACCGAAAAAAGGGAACCGUCGAGAAGAGAGAGCCGAGCCUGAGAAAAGAGAAAGGAAAAAUUAGAGCCUCAUUAUUG